This is a messenger RNA of Vigna radiata var. radiata (mung bean), 2823 nucleotides long. Its product is annotated as pentatricopeptide repeat-containing protein At4g11690. NCBI's taxonomy places the organism in Eukaryota, Viridiplantae, Streptophyta, Magnoliopsida, Fabales, Fabaceae. Gene Ontology annotation, molecular function: protein binding. The record is from RefSeq and is a predicted model, not a curated record. The transcript is spliced from 2 exons. The coding region runs from base 90 to 1781 and encodes 563 amino acids.
UUGAUAGUGAACCUUACGCCCACAUUUGCAGUUGAAUAGCAAUAUAAAGAAAACUGACGUUUUUGAGACGUAGGAAGGGUUAGAGAAAGAUGUUUCAGUCUCAUGAAAAAACUCUGAUACUGAUCCAAAAAAUGGUGAAAGUGGCUCCACCAAAAGCACUUUUGUUGUUCAAUUCCUCAACAUAUGAGGGCCUUCAUCACACUUCUCAGUCUAUCUCUUUCAUCUUAAACCAUCUCCUAUCCCAUGACAUGCUACCCCAAGCUCAAUCUCUUAUCUUGCGUCUAAUCUCUGGUCGAAUCCCUUUGCACACAUUCUCUCCCUCCUCCUUAAUACCUCAACUAACACAAGCCCAUUUCACCUCUUCUUCAACUUAUGCUCCUCUCUAUGAAACAAUUGUCAAUGCUUAUGUUCAUUCUCACUCCCCUGACCAGGCCCUCACUUUUCUACACCAGAUGAUUCACAAGGGUCAUCUUCCUACAUCAAACACCUUCAACAAUCUUCUGUGCUCGCUCAUUAGGUCAAAUUCUUUCGAUAAAGCUUGGUGGGUUUUUAACCAAUUCAAGAUUAAAGUUGUUAUGGAUGUCUACACUUUUGGGAUUAUGAUCAAGGGUUGUUGUGAGGUUGGUGACUUAAUGAAAGGGUUUCGGCUUGUGACCAUGUUGGAGGAGUUUGGUUUGUCUCCUAAUGUUGUUAUAUACACUACGUUGAUUGAUGGGUGCUGCAAGAAUGGAGAUGUUAUGCUGGCGAAGAAGUUGUUUUGCAAGAUGGAUAGGUUGGGUCUAGUUGCUAAUCAACAUACUUAUAGUGUCUUAAUGAACGGGUUUUUCAAACAAGGACUUCAAAGGGAAGGGUUUCAAAUGUAUGAGAAUAUGAAGCAAAGUGGAAUUGUGCCAAAUGUUUAUUCCUACAGCUGUGUGAUUGGAGAAUAUUGUAAUGGUGGGAUGGUGGAUAAAGCUUUUAAGGUGUUUGGUGAAAUGCGUGAGAGAGGUGUUAUAUGUGGGGUUAUGACAUAUAACAUUUUAAUUGGUGGGCUGUGUCGAGGGAAGAAGCUUGGUGAAGCAAUAAAGUUAGUUCAUCGAUUGAGCAAAGUUGGAAUCAGUCCUAACAUUGUUACAUACAAUAUACUGAUCAACGGGUUUUGUGGUGUUGGAAAAAUAGACACUGCUGUUAGAUUAUUCAGUCAAUUGAAGUCAAAUGGACUUUCACCAACUUUAGUAACCUAUAAUACUCUGAUUGCAGGGUAUUGUAAGGUUGAGAAUUUAACUGGAGCUCUUAGCUUGGUCAAGGAAAUGGAAGAGAGACGUGUUGCUCCUUCCAAAGUGACAUAUACGAUUCUGAUUGAUGCUUUUGCAAGACUAAAUCAUAUGGAAAAGGCACGCAAAAUGCAUGCUUUAAUGGAGAAGUCUGGUUUGGUUCCAGACGUACACACAUACAGUGUCUUAAUACACGGGUUAUGUAAAACUGGUAACAUGAAAGAAGCCUCAAAACUAUUCAAAUCAUUGGGGGAACUGCAUUUCGAACCAAACAAUGUUAUAUAUAAUACGAUGAUUCAUGGUUACUGCAAAGAAGGAAGCUCUUACAGGGCUUUUAGGCUACUCAAUGAAAUGGUUCACAAUGGAAUGGUUCCUAAUGUGGCCAGUUUUUGUUCAACCAUAGGGCUUCUUUGCAAUGAUGGAAAAUGGAAGGAAGCAGAGCUUCUCUUAGAAAAGAUGAUAAAUUCAGGACUAAAGCCAACGGUGUCUUUGUACAAUAUGGUUUACAAAGAAAAGAUCAACGUUUAGAAUGCCAAACAUGGUUUGGAUCGUCAUGGCCUGUCCCCGAAGGCCACUUCCUUAACUGGAUUAGUAAUGACAUAGUACUGUGUACUCUUUUAUAGCAGGCUAAACUUUCUACAUCCCGCAAAUGUAUUCAUUCAUCUUGGAAUGCAUCUUUUACAUUUAAAAGAAGUUCAUUUCAAAAUACCUGAAAAUACUCAUAAAAUUGAUAGGGCGCUGGAAGAAACACCCUUUAUAGCAUGUCAGCCAUAGCCAAAGCCCCUCAUCUUUCCAAUUAAGAAAGACCCAGCAACCGAUAUGUUCUACACCACAAUUGGCAUAGGAACUCCCCAACACAACAUGGAUCUAGCCAUUGAUCUUGGCGGAGAGAACCUCUGGCACGACUGCAGCACAAAACGCUAUAAUUCUUCCUCCAACCGUAAAGUUGUUUGUGAGUCAAAGAAAUGCCCCAAAAACGCUUCAUCCAUUGCCACUGACUGCAUUGACACUUAUAAACCAGGUUGUGCAAUCAACGAUUUUGUUAUGACAAUGAGCAACUCAUAGUGAAAUUGCACUUGAGAGAGCAAUUGGCUUCAAUAUGAGCUAGAUGAGAUGAUUGGCAGAAUUGGGGAAAGUGCAGCUGCUCUGAAGGCUUGCAAGCCUGCUGCCACGCUGGAUAAGUGAAGUCAAAGCUGUCCAUUUGGAUUAUGCUUAGCUGUCAAGCUUACCUGGACAAGCGGUCAAAGAACUCUAAGAGGCAAAUUUGAGAAGCUGGCUGACUUGUUACCUGGAAAAACUGAAGCAGAAGUACACUGUGAGGACUAAUUGCACAGGAAGCUAACUUGUUCUUGGCACUAAGCUGACCUGCUAUAGGCAGUAUCUUAGGUAGUUAGCUAUAUAAGGACUGUAAUAGAGGUGUUAGAAACGUGACACUACAGAUUUAGACACUUUUACAUUCUGCAUGUUACAGCUUUUCUUAGAGUAGAACGUUUUCUCUCAAGUUCUUUAUUUGUUUUUAUACUCACCUUAUUGACGAUCUAUAUUGGCUCUGCUCUAUUAUAGAGGCUUU